Molecule: messenger RNA, 3420 nt
Organism: Anolis sagrei ordinatus
Lineage: Eukaryota; Metazoa; Chordata; Lepidosauria; Squamata; Anolidae
Gene: DIS3L
Product: DIS3 like exosome 3'-5' exoribonuclease
Biological process (GO): rRNA catabolic process
Cellular component (GO): cytoplasmic exosome (RNase complex)
Molecular function (GO): RNA binding; 3'-5'-RNA exonuclease activity
Source: RefSeq, a predicted model, not a curated record
GUCUUAGUGCCCGGAUGUUGCGGACGGAGAAGGUGCUGCUGCUGCGCGGCCCGCAAGGCCGCUCCGUGCGGGUCGUGCGCGAGCACUACUUACGGUCCCACGUGCCCUGCGGCAGCGCCCUCUGCCGGGCGGGCUGCCCCAGAGAUGGGAAAUUGCUCUCCGAUGAUGCGACCCAUUACGUGGUUCCGGACUGGAAGGCGGUGCAAGAUUACCUGGAAAUCCUGGAAUUCCCUGAGAUGAAGGGCAUCGUCUUCAUGCAGACGGCCUGCCAAGCCAUGCAACACCAGAGGGGCCGCAGACAAUACAAUAAACUGCGGAAUUUAGUGAGAGACGCCCGUCACGAUUGCGUUAUGUUUUUUAAUGAAUUCCAGCUGCUUUCGUAUUUGCCGAGAGAGAAGGGGGAACCUUUGGAAAAGUGGCAGACACGGAGCAUCUACAAUGCCUGCGUGUGGUACCACAACCACUUUUCGGGACGGAUGCCCAUAGUCAUGGUAACAGAUGAUGAGGAUGCCAUCAAGCAGCUCGGAAGUGAGACAGAAGGCGUGUUUGUGAUUUCGUUUAAGGAUUAUCUGGACAACUUCUGGCCUGACCUGAAAGCAGCACAUGAGCUCUUUGAGUCGGUGCUGCAGUCGCGGCGUGAGAGUGAAGGCCAGGAGAGCGGCGGGAAGGAGUAUGCGGAACACAUCCCCCCGGAAGCCCUGGUUGCUGGGAUCAAGUCCGGCAGGUUCCUGCAGGGAGUCCUGAAUGUGAACAAACACCGGGCGCAAGUGGAAGCCUUUGUGCGGCUGCAAGGAUCCAGCAACAAAGAGAAAGAUCUCACAACUGACGUCCUCAUCCACGGCACCAAAGCACGCAACAGGGCUAUCCACGGGGAUGUGGUCGCAGUUGAAUUGCUGCCGCGGAGUGAAUGGAAGGGCCGGACAGCCGCCCUCUGUGAGAAUGAGGCCGAGGACAAGACCUCCGGGGAGGCUUCUGGUGAACCCAUGCCCACAGGGAAAAUCGUCGGCCUCCUGCAGAAGAACUGGCGCGACUUUGUGGUCACGUUUCCAUCCAAGGAGGAGAGCCAGUCUCACGGCAAAGCUGCUCAGAAGGUCCUGGUCACACCGUGGGAUUACCGGAUCCCCAAGAUCAGGAUCAGUACGCAGCAAGCCGAAGCCCUGCAGGACUUCCGCGUUGUUGUGCGCAUCGAUUCCUGGGAGUCAACAUCCCUGUAUCCAAACGGGCAUUUUGUGCGGGUUUUGGGGAGGAUUGGAGACCUCGAGAGCGAGAUCCAAACCAUCUUGGUGGAAAACAGCAUCUCUGUGAGCCCCUUCUCCGAAGCACAGAUGUGCGAGAUGCCGUCCGUCAUCCCCGAAAAACCAUGGGAAGUGUCUCCGGAGGAAGAGCGGAGGCGCAUAGACCUGCGCAACACACAUUUAGUGUUCAGCAUCGAUCCGGAAGGCUGUGAAGAUGUGGAUGACGCGCUCUCGAUCCGGAAACUACCCAACGGAAACUUGGAGCUGGGUGUCCACAUUGCCGACGUCACUCACUUUGUGGCUGCGGGUUCUUACACUGAUAUCGAAGCCAGAGCUAGGGCCACUACUUACUAUCUAGCCGACCGGCGUUACGACAUGCUGCCUGCUGUCUUGAGUGCCAAUUUGUGCUCUCUUCUUGGAAAUGUUGACAGGUACGCGGUGAGUGUCCUGUGGGAGCUGGACGAAGCUUCCUGCGACAUCAAGCAGGUCUGCUACAAGCGGAGCAUCAUCCGCUCCUCCUUCCAGCUCUCCUACGAGGUGGCCCAGGCAUUGCUGGACGGGGACCUGAGUGUGGUGAAGAACCUCCCAGAGCUGGUGGGCUUCCCGGAUGGCGGAGCAAGGGCCCGGAAGGUGGAGGAGCUGUGCUGGGCUGUGGGGCGGCUGGCGGAGGUGGCGCGACGCAUGCGGGCCCGGCGGGACUGCCUUGGAGCCCUGGAGCUGGAAGGGGUGGAGGUCCGAGUCCAGCUGGAUGCCCAGAAGAAUAUCGGGGACCUGGUGCCACGGCAGCCACUGGAGGCCCAUGAGGUGGUGGCCGAGUGCAUGAUCCUGGCCAAUCACUGGGUUGCGAAAGAGGUCUGCGGGCGCUUCCCUCAUCGGGCCCUCCUGCGCCAGCACCCUCCGCCACGACAGGAGUUCUUCACCGAGCUCCGGCAAUGCGCCACCGCCAAAGGCUUUGCCAUAGACACCCGGUCGAACAAGGCGUUGGCGGAGUCCCUGGACCGAGCGGACGACCCCUCUGACCCUCUUGUGAACCGGCUCCUGAGGUCGAUGGCCACCCAGGCCAUGUCCAACGCUGUUUACUUUUCAACCGGCUCCUGCCCUGAAGAAGAGUUUGCUCACUACGGUCUUGCCCUGGAUAAAUACACGCACUUCACGUCCCCCAUCCGGAGGUAUGCCGAUAUUGUAGUCCACCGGCUGUUGUUGGCCACCCCUUCGGAAGCAGAUCAAGUGGGGUCCAAAGGCGGCUUCCUGGGAAACAAGGAGCUGGAGGAACUCUGCAGACACGUCAACAACAGGAACCGGGCCGCCCAGCAUGCGCAGAAACAGUCCACCGAGCUUUUCCAGUGCAUGUAUUUCAAGGACAAGGGCCAGGAAAGGGAAGAGCAGUGCACCGCGGACGGAGUGGUCUACUCCAUCCGGACCAACGGCGUCUUGGUUUUCGUUCCUCGGUAUGGAAUCAAAGGUGCGGCUUACCUCAGAAAUAAGGAAGGGCUGGUCCUUGCUUGCCAGAAAGACGGGACCUGCGAAUGGAAACCAGGCUCACUCCAGCGUUUUCCCAGCAGAAUCACCUCCACGCCUGCCAAUGGAGAUUCCGUGACUCUGAACCUGUUCAACCACGUGACCGUCAAGAUCUCAGUGCAGACUUCUCGCUGCCAUGCCGACACCAUCCGGCUCCAGAUCACAAGCUGCAGGCCUCACCAGGCACCAGUCGGAGACCCGUCUCAAGGCUCUCAGGUGUCCAGAACAGAUUUGGUGAGGGAAGUCACCAGGACGGCAGCAGCGGAAGAGGCUCUGUUUGCGCAUGGAAAAUCCCAGGCAGAGAAGGCAGAGGAGGAAGGAUGUGCAGAGUAUCGCCAGACGCAGGGUUCGAACUUGUACCAGCUUUUGGAGGAAAUCAAGGACUUGGCUUUGAUGGAUGUGUCUGCAAAUAGCGGGGCUUGAAACAUCCAUUUCAUACAGUUAUCUCAUUUGGCUAGCUUUGUUUACAUGUUUUGUUUUGUUUUUAAAAAGACUGGGGAUGUCUGGGAAUGUUUUUAAUUGACGUUACUCUGUAAUUAUAAUUUAAAACACCAUUCAAAUAUUGGAAUGACAAUGGAAAGUACUAUUGGCUUGGGUGAAGUAAAGAAAACUGUAAAUAUAUCCAACAUAUGUCUCAGGGAGGAAGUAUUAAAAUAAGUGAGAGCCA